Antrostomus carolinensis (chuck-will's-widow) is the source of this 633-nucleotide messenger RNA. It is a transcript of the gene NR0B2, whose product is annotated as nuclear receptor subfamily 0 group B member 2. The record is from RefSeq and is a predicted model, not a curated record. NCBI's taxonomy places the organism in Eukaryota, Metazoa, Chordata, Aves, Caprimulgiformes, Caprimulgidae. The annotation marks the transcript as partial. Gene Ontology annotation, biological process: circadian rhythm; negative regulation of transcription by RNA polymerase II. Gene Ontology annotation, molecular function: transcription factor binding; transcription corepressor activity. Gene Ontology annotation, cellular component: nucleus; cytoplasm. The transcript has 2 exons.
UGCCACCAGCGCCGCACCGUCUGCCUCCGCACACCCCAGGUCACCUGCCAGGCGGCCUCCAACGUGCUGGUAAAAACCGUCAGCUUCAUGAAAAACCUCCCGUCCUUCCACCUGCUGCCACGAGAGGAUCAACUCCUGCUGCUGGACAGCUGCUGGGUCCCCCUUUUCCUCCUGGGGUUGGUUCAGGAGAUGGUGACCUUCGAGGUGAUGGAGACCCCAGCCCCCAGCAUGCUCAAGAAGAUUCUCCUUGAUGGUCAAAGCCAACAGCAGGAGCCUGAGCGGACGCAGCCCACGCUGGCUGCCGUCCAGAGGCUGCAGUGCUGCCUGAACACCUUCUGGAGCCUGGACCUGAGCCCCAAGGAACACGCCUACCUGAAGGGAGCCGUUCUCUUCAAUCCUGAUGUCCCCGGGCUGAGGGCUUCCCUGUACAUCGAGAGCCUCCAGCGGGAAGCCCAGCGAGCGCUUCAGGAGGUCCUGCAGCCCCUGCACCCCGAGGACCCGGGCCGCUUUGCCCGCAUUUUACUGAUCGCCUCCACCUUGAAAUCGAUCCCUCCCGCCCUCAUCACGGAUCUCUUCUUCCGACCCGUCAUUGGCAACGCGGACAUCGUGGAGCUGAUGGUGGAGAUGCUGUAG